Molecule: messenger RNA, 802 nt
Organism: Rhododendron vialii
Lineage: Eukaryota; Viridiplantae; Streptophyta; Magnoliopsida; Ericales; Ericaceae
Exons: 1
Coding region: 161-466 (101 amino acids)
Source: RefSeq, a predicted model, not a curated record
UUUCAAGUUUUCAACGUUAUAAUUGAACAAGAAGUCGCAACUAAAAUAGGUUUUCCUCUGAAGGAGUUGAAUCUUCUAUAUAUCUUCCUCAAUGAAAAGUCUUACCUAAUUUUCUCUUAAACCCAAAGAGAUCAAAUGUAUGUAAGAGUCUUUUCUUGAUAUGGAUGCUGCAACUUGUUGCUUUUGCUUUUCCAACGGGAAGAAGAAGACCACAAGGAGUAAGGGUAUUUCCGGAAGAGCAGAUCAGACCAAGAAUAGAAGAGAUUGGGAAAAGAGGGAGGAGAUGCUAUCGGAUAUGAGCACGUUUUCGGUGGAAGAACAAGAGAGAAGGUUGAAGGCGGCGGUGGAGGAGGAAGAGAAGGCGGUGAAGGAGGCUGAGAGGGUGGUCAAAUGGGUCAAGCAAGAAUCAUUGAGGAUGGAUGUUUCCACUGUCGACAGAGUUCUAAGAGAAGAUCAAGAUCACUGAGCCAUCUCGCAUAACGAGGGGUCCACGUGUAUCUAUGUGCAUACAAACUUUCAUGCACAAAUCCAUACACAUUUGUAUUUGCAUCUAUCCAAUGCAUGUGGGUUCAACUCAAUAAUGAGGAGCACACGUGCAUCACCACGUUCCAGACACAUCUGUGUCUGAAUCUACGAACAUGAACCUUUCCACAUCAUAGUCCCUAUUAAAUUGUUAGCUUUCAUGGCUUCUACAGAAAAGUGUGAAAUGUAUUUAUUUUUUCCCGUCUUUUCUGCGUUUGGUGUUCUGCAAGUGUUCUUUUUCACAACCAGUGGAUCCAAAAUUUGAGCAAAUCCAAAUCCA